AUGGCCCCCCCCAAGACCGCAGAGAAGGCCCCCGCCACUGCCGGCAAGGCCCCCGCAAAGUCGACCGCCGAGAAGAAGGAGCGCAAGCCCAAGGCUGAUGGCGCCAAGGGUCGCAAGAAGUCCCGCUCCGAGACCUACUCUUCUUACAUCUACAAGGUCCUCAAGCAGGUCCACCCCGACACCGGAAUCUCUAACAAGGCCAUGUCUAUCCUCAACUCGUUCGUCAACGAUAUCUUUGAGCGCAUCGCCGGUGAGGCCUCCAAGCUCGCUGCCUACAACAAGCGCUCGACUAUCUCCUCCCGCGAGAUCCAGACCGCUGUCCGCUUGAUCCUCCCCGGUGAGCUCGCCAAGCACGCCGUCUCUGAGGGCACCAAGGCUGUCACCAAGUACACCUCCUCCAAGUAA
Molecule: messenger RNA, 405 nt
Organism: Linnemannia hyalina
Lineage: Eukaryota; Fungi; Mortierellomycota; Mortierellomycetes; Mortierellales; Mortierellaceae
Source: the annotation of a GenBank genome assembly